Dalotia coriaria is the source of this 1058-nucleotide messenger RNA. Its product is annotated as phospholipid phosphatase 5. Bases 152 to 904 code for a protein of 250 amino acids. Gene Ontology annotation, molecular function: phosphatidate phosphatase activity. The transcript is spliced from 3 exons. NCBI's taxonomy places the organism in Eukaryota, Metazoa, Arthropoda, Insecta, Coleoptera, Staphylinidae. The record is from RefSeq and is a predicted model, not a curated record. Gene Ontology annotation, biological process: phospholipid dephosphorylation; phospholipid metabolic process.
AUGCGCUAAAAACAUGAAAUCAGUCUCUCAAAACAUUCGCACCGUUCUGGACAUUCAUUUAUAGCCUCAAAAUUUGACGUAUACUCUUUUUCUAUGCAUUUACUGUUAUAAUAUAUUAUUUCAUAGAUGAAAACAGUCCGUAGUUAAUGUUAUGGAAGUAAAGAAACCCUCAGUUCGAUGGCGGCCAUCACCAAUCAUGAGCGAGAUAAUCUUGAGGGUUGUCAUCUGGUCAUCCUUCAUUUUAAUGGAACUGCUAACGCCAUUUGUCCGCGUAAUUCAACCCGAAGACAUGCACCAAUACAAAUACCCGCACACGGGCUUCCAAUACGUGCCUGCGAGCCUCCUCUGGGUGGUUUCCGUGAUCAUUCCCAUCGCAAUACUCUUGCUCGACUGCCUAAACACACGAAACAGACUUUAUUUUCGCCAGGGCAUGUUAUGCCUGACUUUACUGCUCGGUUUAAACGGAUUUCUAACUGUUUUGCUUAAAAUAAUCGUUGGACGUCCACGACCUGAUUACUACUUUCGUUGUUGGCCGGAUGGCACAACCGAUUUGACUGCCGCAUGCACAGGAGACAAGAAAAGCAUCAUCGAAGGGCGCAAAAGUUUUCCAAGCGGACAUGCGAGUUUCUCAUUCGCAAGCAUGAUGUUUCUAUGUUUUUAUCUUGCUGGACGACUACAGACGUUUGAUAAAUACAGAGGACAAACAUGGCGAUUAACUGCGACAGGUUUUCCAUUGAUUAUCGCUAUCUUGAUUGCUGUAAGUCGCACUUGCGAUUAUCAUCAUCAUUGGGAAGAUGUGGUUUGCGGCGGAUUGAUUGGAAUAUGGUUGGCUUAUGUUUGUUAUUAUCAAUAUUUCCCCACGUCCAGGACGAGUACAACUCACGUAUCCACCGGCAUUGAUUGAAAAUGUUAAUUGCUUUAAAAGUAGCUUAAUCACAAUUUAUCUGCACUAAAAACACUUUUAAAACGCGAGCAAUGAAUGUACUAUACUUGUAUUAUGGUAAUUUAUUUAUGGUAAUCUUAAGUUGGAUGAAAAUAUAUAUUUAUCGAUGUUAUAA